GCAGCCGACGCAGCUGAGCGUGGUGUGGCUGCGACGGACGCGGCGGGUGGUGCAGGACGCCCCCGCCUGGGAACCCUCCAUGAGGAACCCGCUGGAGGGCCUCUGCGUGUGGGCCGUCCCCGCCAACAUCAACAUCACCGUCACGCUCUUCAGGGACAACCGCACCAACGACUUCGAGGACAAGGAGUGGACCUUUGUCGUCGAGGAUGUGUCGUCGACGGGUAAGAGACGACAGGUAGCGACGGCACAGAUCAACAUGAAGCAGUACGCGGGGUUCAGUACACAGCACGACGUCAAGGUGAAGCUGCGGCCGCUGAGCAAGAAGGUGGUGUGUGCCUCCUUGGACCUGACGCUCUCCUGUCUCUUCCUGCGCGAGGGCAAGGCCAC
This is a messenger RNA of Homarus americanus (American lobster), 387 nucleotides long. RefSeq names its product EH domain-binding protein 1-like. The record is from RefSeq and is a predicted model, not a curated record. NCBI's taxonomy places the organism in Eukaryota, Metazoa, Arthropoda, Malacostraca, Decapoda, Nephropidae.